Molecule: messenger RNA, 2835 nt
Organism: Ceraceosorus bombacis
Lineage: Eukaryota; Fungi; Basidiomycota; Exobasidiomycetes; Ceraceosorales; Ceraceosoraceae
Source: the annotation of a GenBank genome assembly
AUGUCGUCAUUCUUCCGACAUGGCUUCUCUGGCCAUAGGCCACAAAUAAGCCGCCCCACGGGUACCAAUGCGCCAGUGACAGAAAUCUCACCAACCUUCGCAGCUGCAGGAUGGACGCAAGAAGUUGACCGCACGACUCAACAGCCGAGCAGGCCAGACCCGGUGCCACAGCAGACUUCGCAAGCUCAGCAGGACUCUCCAUCGGCUUCCAGUCCUCGUGUAGUCACGCCUGCAGCGCCACGGGGACCACGCUUCCCGUACUCUCCUCGCUUGCAAACGCUCAUGGGCCGGUCAGGCUCGGCGCAGAACGAUGCUAGCCGAAGUCACAUCAGUUUUGCAGCGCUUCGCCGCAGCGACAGCCAGGACAGCAGCAACGGUGAGGCUCGCGACCGUGUAGCAGAGCUGAGUCCGACUGAAGAAGUCACCAGCCCGGAUGUCGAGAAGGGCUUUGGCCGACGUAUGACCGGGACGACUAGCAUGAGCGGCAAGAGCGAGUUCAGCUUCGUUCAAAAGUCCGAAGGCGUCAGCGUUAGUCACUUGCUGCCCGCUGCCAGUGAGGCUAAGCACAACAAGCAAAACUUUUGGCGAGCUACAUACGGCCUCUGUGUCAUCAUUGGAGGUUGGAGUUUCAUGGUCUUUGCAUGCUAUCUGUUCAAAGGCCUUGCCGUGAAGUACAAUUUGGCUGCAAGCGAUGCCACCGCAGAAUUCAUUCUCCGGCAUCCAACAACCCAAGUUCAGCUUUUCACGGUGGUCGGUGUCUUCAUUUCGGAAGUUUGUUUCAUUUUGUGGGGCUACUCUCUCUCAUACUUUGCGAUCCGUCGCUUAGCUUUCGGCAAGGAACGAACGGAGCUGCUCACCUACGCUGCCCUUGCUGAGUCGAAGCGAGCGGGCUACACUUUGAGCAGGCGCAAACUCGCAUGGCCAACAGCCACGCUGCUCAUUUGGAUUGGGGCCACAUUCUUGGCGCCCGCUUUCGCAACUCUUCUCACGCCAACUUCGAUGAGCCAAUUCAGGGAGGUGAUGUGGCCGGAAGCCAACUUGCUAAACGAAGCAAUGGCUGUGUACGAGAACUUGCUGACACCUGGGGGUACAUUUGAUCUGACCCAUUUGUUCACCUUCGCGAAUGGUUCGAAAGUGCUGGGCGAGCCCAAUGCUCCCAUUUGCGACUCUAGCAUCGCAUACAACACCUACACAUACCAGGCUGGCGAACCUCCGGUCCAACUCAGAGGCUCCGCAGACUCAUGUCCUCAGUUCUCCGACGUUUCAACUUUGAUCUCCGCUGGCAUGGCAAAAUUACAGCGCUUCAGUGGCUUCGACAACCCGGUCUUCAAGAUGAUCAACACCACCUUCGUCGGAGGCACAGGAGGCGUCGUGCCUCUGGGCCCAAACGGAGCAAUGAUCAACUCAGACGCAAGACUAAUUCCAGACUCCGUCGCGCGACCACAAGGCUAUGAGUAUCGGUACACUGUCAAUCAACAAGGUGCAAGUGCAGAAGUGAAGUGCACUGAUAGGCCUGACCAAAACCCUGCAUAUGGUCUAUCUGGCCGCAUUGCGAAUGUCUCGGUGGAGUGGGACGCUUAUCUGGGUAGCGCCAACAUCUCUUACCUGUGCGGCGAGACACCGCAAUACGAUGUUGUGUUCGCAGGCUUGGGAAGCGUCGUGCCCCUGCUCUGCGACGAAUUCAAUCUGGACGCGUACAUGAAUGAUGCGACUGACACGGCUGGGUGGCAAGACCCCGAUUAUUCCACCUUGGUACUGGUCAACAUGGCCAAACAGGCCCAGUUUGGAGCUGGCGUCGCCACGUACUUGAACCGGACCUCUGGUGGUCAAUACCUCACGGCGCCCUCUCAAAACGACCUGAGCUGCACGAUCCGGCCAUACUGGAGCCGUCGCGACGUCACGUACUCGUCCGCCGCCGACUCAUUUACCGUCGAAGAUGGACCUGGUUCAGGCGUGAACUACACUACCGGCAACAACCGCUCGCUUCUCGUGAGGCCUCCCUUGACGAAAGAAGAGAGGAUCGAUGCAAUUCUCAACGGUACAGUCGAAUAUAAGGAGUUGUUGUGGUAUACUCGCCGGUGGCUCAAUCAGGCGGCACGCGAUGCAGCUCAAUCAGUGUUCAGCAAGUCUGACGCCAUCGGCUCACCGGUGGUCACACCUCCGGAUUCUGGGAUCCCCGCAGAGGAGACUUUUGGUCCACCUCCUGGCUACAUCUAUCUGCCCUCCCAGAAUAACGCUAUGAUGCAUAUUUGGACAUUCGACCUCCAGCAAAAACCUCCGGGCGUGGAACAGACCAACAUUGACCUUUCCAUCCCUCAUCUUGAGCAAUUCCUCAUCGGCGUGGCAGAGUAUGCUAUGACAGCCCAAAGACAAUGGUUGACGUACGCGCUUGCCGAUCCAGAUACGCAUAACUUGAACAACAUUGCCGAUAGUACGCUCAAUGGUACGAUCGGUGCAGUUGGGUUAUGGAAUGCAAGCACAGUCGGCUGGGGCAAUGGGCGACAAGGCAACAACGAUUCAUCUACCGUCGUGUAUUGGUCUCUCACACCAAUCCUCGUCUUCGCUGCGCUCUCCUUUGCAUUGGUCGCAUGGAGUCACUACUACGACCGACCCAACGGCACGCCAUACAUCGCAGAGUGCGACCCGAUCGACUUUGUGGAUGCAGUCAUCGCCUCUUCGCAAGGUGGCUUGCAAAACAGCUUCCACCGCGAUGCUCUGCUCAAGGAGGGCGGCUCGCUUCACGGAGCUCGAGCGGUCAAAGUUCGUCUUGGCCAAAUCUACCGCAAAGACGAUCCGGACGGACUUCCAAAGCUUGGUUUUGUCGACGUCAAUUGA